This is a messenger RNA of Homarus americanus (American lobster), 603 nucleotides long. RefSeq names its product ice nucleation protein-like. The coding region runs from base 1 to 603 and encodes 200 amino acids. The record is from RefSeq and is a predicted model, not a curated record. Lineage: Eukaryota; Metazoa; Arthropoda; Malacostraca; Decapoda; Nephropidae. The transcript is spliced from 2 exons.
AUGUAUUUCGUGAAUGACUUUGUUGCGAAGGGACCUGUAGCGGUUGUGGCCAUUGAGAUAAAAGCUGGUGGAGUGUCUACUACCACAGCUGGUGGAGUGUCUACUACCACAGCUGGUGGAGUGUCUACUACCACAGCUGGUGGAGCUUCCACUAUCACAGUUGGUGGAGCAUCUACCACCACAGCAGGUGGAGGGUCCACUACCACAGCAGGUGGAGGGUCCACUACCACAGCUGGUGGAGGGUCCACUACCACAGCUGGUGGAGGGUCCACUACCACAGCUGGUGGAGGGUCCACUACCACGGCUGGUGGAGGGUCCACUACCACAGCUGGUGGAGGGUCCACUACCACAGCUGGUGGAACUUCCACUACCACAGCUGGUGGAACUUCAACUACCACAGCUGGAGGAACUUCCACUACCACAGCUGGUGGAACUUCCACUACCACAGCUGGUGGAACUUCCAACUACCACAGCUGGAAGGAACUCACUACCACAGCUGAGGUGGAACUUCCGCUACCACAGCUGGUGGAACCCUUCCACUACCACAGCUGGUGCAGGCAUCUACUACAUUUAGCUGGUGGAACUUCUAACUACCACAGCUGA